This is a messenger RNA of Parnassius mnemosyne (clouded apollo), 1182 nucleotides long. The record is from the annotation of a GenBank genome assembly. Lineage: Eukaryota; Metazoa; Arthropoda; Insecta; Lepidoptera; Papilionidae.
AUGCUUAGUUUGGGAGUUGUGUCACCUUCACAGUCAGCUUGGAACUCACCUGUAGUAAUGGUUCAGAAGCCAAAUGGGGACCUAAGGCUUUGUCUAGAUUGUAGAAAAUUAAAUGCAGUUUCCAAACCCGAUGCGUAUCCUCUCCCGUAUAUAAGCAGCAUAUUGGACCAGCUCCGCGACGCGAAAUACCUAACGUCAAUAGAUCUUUCCGCUGCGUAUUGGCAAAUACCCUAUGAUAGCGAGCAAUCAGCUGAUAAGACCGCGUUCACAGUGCCACGUAGGGGGUUAUUUAGAUUCAAUGUAAUGUCGUUUGGCCUUGUUUCCGCGUCAAGCACAAUGCAGAGAUUAAUGGAUAGGCUAUUUGGUACCGAAUUUAACAACAAAGUAUUCUGUUUCCAAGACGACAUAAUCAUAAUAUCCAGCACUUUCUCAGAACAUGUGCAGCUCUUGCAUAAGUUCUAUGCAAAACUCAGGGACGCAAACUUGACUAUAAACAUGGAUAAGUCUAUCUUUUGCCGUAGAGAACUUAAGUACUUGGGAUAUUUAGUUGACAAACAUGGACUUAGAACUGAUCCGGGAAAGGUAGAUAUUAUAUUGAAUUAUCCAACUCCAACUUCCGCUAAAGAGGUUAAAAGGUUUCUAGGCAUGGCAGGCUGGUACAGGAGGUUCAUUAACAAUUUUCCGAAAAUUAGUAAACCGUUGAAUAAAUUAACUAGCAAAAAUGUCCGCUUUGAAUGGACUACGGAGGCAGAUGAGUCAUUUAACCACUUAAAAACCGCUUUAGUGUCUGCUCCGAUACUUAAAUGUCCAAACUUUGAUUUGCCUUUUUCUAUCCAUUGUGACGCUUCCUCAGUGGCUGUGGGCGGAGUCUUAACCCAGACUUAUGACGGGGUAGAACAUCCCAUAGCAUACUGCAGUCGGUCUCUUGCCAAAAAUGAAAUUAAUUUUUCCACAUCGGAGAGAGAACUUAUGGCCGUGAUUUACGCAUUAGAGCAAUUUAGAUCUUAUGUAGAAGGUACAAAGUGUAAAAUAAUAACCGACCACGCCUCGUUAUUAUGGUUUUAUAAAUUAAAUAACCCAUCAGGUCGCUUAGCCAGGUGGAGCAUGCGAUUGAGUCAAUUUGAUUUCGAAAUAGAACACAGAAAAGGUAAAUUAAAUGGUUAUUCCAGACGCACUAAGUAG